Messenger RNA from Chenopodium quinoa (quinoa), 858 nucleotides. RefSeq lists its product as uncharacterized. The transcript has a single exon. Bases 1 to 858 code for a protein of 285 amino acids. NCBI's taxonomy places the organism in Eukaryota, Viridiplantae, Streptophyta, Magnoliopsida, Caryophyllales, Amaranthaceae. The record is from RefSeq and is a predicted model, not a curated record. Gene Ontology annotation, biological process: root development; shoot system development.
AUGGCUAAUUCGAUCCGAAGAACUACUUCUCACGUUCGUUCAAGCAGUUGGCCAUGUACUCCGUACCCUCUAGAGUCGAGCAUUGAGGAUCUCUUGCUCAAGAUCACUAGCUCGAGCUCAUCACCAUCUUCUUCGGUGGCAUACAUAUGUAACAACUUGUAUGAUAUCAAGAAUUUGUAUGAAGGCAUCAACAAUUUAAUCCAGUGUUCCAUGAACCAAAAAGUGCUUUCCCUAGGAGAACACCAAAGUGUUGUUGAAGAGGUUCUAGAAGGUUCUCUUGGCUUGUUGGAAGCUUGUUCAUCCACUAAUGAUGUUUUGUCCAUGAUGAAAGAAUCCAUCGUCGAGCUUCAAUCAUGUCUUCGAAGAAAAAGCAGUGAACAAGAGAAGGAUAUCAAUGCUUAUUUGAUGUCUAGGAAGAGAAUCCAAAAAAUGGCAAACAAAUGCUUAAAAAAGUUGCACAAGCUAAACUUGGAAAAAGAUGGAAAAUACAACAUCCCUUCUUUGAAAAUGCUAAACAAAGCUGAGAUUAUUAGUUUUUCGGCUUUGAAAUAUGUCUUGGCUUAUUUUUCGAAACCAACCAACAAAGGAAAGAGUUGGUCAUUAAUGAGUAAAUUGAUGCAAUCAAAGAGCAUAUCAUACGAUACACAACUGGAUUCCAAUGAAAUAAUGAAAAUUGAUAACGUGAUUUUUGCUCAUGGAGCAAAGAAGACAAACGUAGACGUUAAAAUGAGUCAAGAUUUGUUGAAACAAUUAGGAGCACUUGAAGUUAGUGUUCAAGAAAUUGAAGGGUCCUUGGAGGCAAUAUCUAGAUGCUUAUUAAGAACAAGGGUAUCCCUUCUUAAUGUAAUUAGCCAUUAG